UAUUUUCUUUGCUUGCAGAAGGGGCCUACAGCAGUUGCUCCCGUAAAUGAAGAAUCAGCUGACAAGACAAAUUUGGGGUUUAUUCAUGCUUUUGUAGCUGCUAUAUCAGUCAUCAUUGUAUCAGAACUGGGGGACAAGACCUUCUUUAUUGCAGCUAUCAUGGCGAUGCGUUAUAAUCGUUUGACUGUACUGGCUGGUGCCAUGCUUGCCUUAGGACUGAUGACGUGUUUAUCAGUUUUGUUUGGCUAUGCCACCACAGUUAUUCCCCGGGUGUACACAUACUACGUGUCAACUGCAUUGUUUGCAAUCUUUGGUAUCCGAAUGCUUCGGGAAGGCUUGAAAAUGAGCCCAGAUGAGGGCCAGGAAGAAUUGGAGGAAGUGCAAGCAGAAAUCAAGAAAAAAGAUGAAGAACUCCAGAGAACUAAGCUGUUAAAUGGGCCAGUAGAUGUGGAAACGGGGCCUGGUGCAAAUAUACCUCAGAAGAAGUGGCUGCAUUUUAUUUCUCCAAUUUUUGUUCAAGCUUUUACUUUAACAUUCUUAGCAGAGUGGGGUGACCGUUCACAGUUAACAACAAUAGUCCUGGCAGCGAGAGAGAUCUUUCUCAGUGCUGCUAAUGACCACUUUGUGUUUGCUCAGGAUCCCUAUGGCGUGGCAGUGGGUGGAACAGUGGGACAUUGCCUUUGCACUGGUUUAGCAGUUAUUGGAGGACGAAUGAUCGCACAAAAAAUCUCUGUUAGGACUGUGACAAUCAUAGGAGGCAUUGUUUUCCUGGCAUUUGCAUUCUCUGCACUAUUUAUAAGCCCAGACUCUGGUUUUUAAUGAGCAUUACCUUUAAAGAGCAAGGAUCACGAGCAAAAGCAGGUUCUUGUAAUUUCUGUAUAUAAUGUACAGUAAUAUAGUUAUACAAGCACUGAAGAUGACACUGUACUUUUAUUAGCAAUGAUUUGCAAGUUUGGCACUCUGCUGGACAUUUUUCUGCGAUGGAGAUAUGCUGAUUGUCUGGUUUUGCAGAGCAUAUUUUUUUGUGGUGCUUGCUCCUCCCUUGGGCAGUGAGUAGUUUUUUAUGGCUGUCCCUGGCUCAGAUGGAUUUGAGAAUCUGCAUCUACAAACACAAGGCCUCUUUCCUCCUUUCUCUGUUGCAUGUGGCUACCAUUGCCACUUCUAGAUCUUAUGCAUCUGGCUGGAUGACAGGCCUUCUGCAGCUGACAGUAAUGUAAUGUUACAAACUGCUCCAUAAAAAAUAUCACCUUGAAGUCCAACACUGAUUCCAGGAUGCAUCUGAUCUUGGGUAGACUGCGCAGCAAGAAACCGAAGAGCAGUUCCUUACCAACAAACAACAGAGCCACCUACAGAAUUUUUAAAUUUAUUUAAAGGGAAAACCUAUAAUCAGGGGUUUUUAUCAGGAAGUUGACAAGUGCUGAUUCACAACCUGCUGUUUCAAUAUACAAUCUGUCUAGAUAUAAUUUUUCUUUACUGGACUAGUUCCUUUUUUGUAUUAAGUUGAUAACUACAAAUAUAUGUCAGAGUAACAAAAUCAUCCAGAUCUGACCACACUGCAUUCCAAGCAUUUGAACAAUAAUGGAUUUAGAUUUGAUGCAUUCAUAAUCUUAUUUUUAGAAAUAGAAGUGUAAUCUGGAGGAACCAUAAAUAAAACACUGGUGUCUCCAUUUCAGUUAUUUUCAAUUCCCUUUGUGGUGAUGUUUUACUUGACCCCUUAAUAAAGAGCAACAUACUAACUACUUAUUAAAGGUCA
Messenger RNA from Gavialis gangeticus (Gharial), 1753 nucleotides. RefSeq names its product transmembrane protein 165 (gene TMEM165). NCBI's taxonomy places the organism in Eukaryota, Metazoa, Chordata, Crocodylia, Gavialidae. The record is from RefSeq and is a predicted model, not a curated record. Gene Ontology annotation, cellular component: Golgi apparatus. Gene Ontology annotation, biological process: Golgi calcium ion homeostasis; calcium ion transmembrane transport; Golgi calcium ion transport. Gene Ontology annotation, molecular function: manganese ion transmembrane transporter activity; calcium ion transmembrane transporter activity. Bases 160 to 819 code for a protein of 219 amino acids. The transcript has 5 exons.